Molecule: messenger RNA, 764 nt
Organism: Papaver somniferum (opium poppy)
Lineage: Eukaryota; Viridiplantae; Streptophyta; Magnoliopsida; Ranunculales; Papaveraceae
Product: dihydroneopterin aldolase 2-like
Exons: 3
Coding region: 186-584 (132 amino acids)
Biological process (GO): folic acid-containing compound metabolic process
Cellular component (GO): cytoplasm
Molecular function (GO): dihydroneopterin aldolase activity
Source: RefSeq, a predicted model, not a curated record
AACCAUCCAUUAUCCACCAAACUAACAUUCUCCGGUCCAUUUUCCUUUUUGAUAUCCAACUUUCCAUAAGAUUUUACAGCAAAAAUUAGAGCUCGAAUCUCGAUAUAUUUCCCGUUAAAGGCAAAUAGUGUUCAUCUUCUUCCAGUAGAUUAACCAGAAACGGUUUUUAAUCUUCAUUGUUAAAGAUGGAAGCAGAUGGUAUGGUUUUGAAAGGUGAUAAACUUAUACUAAGAGGCUUGAUGUUCCAAGGAUAUCACGGUGUUUUACCAGAAGAGAAAACUCUGGGUCAGAAGUUUGUCAUUGAUAUAGAUGCGUGGAUGGAUCUUCGCGAGGCUGGUAAAUCUGAUGAUUUAAAUCACAGUGUAAGCUAUAUGGACAUUUACAACAUUGCUAAGGAUGUAAUGGAAGGACCUGGUCAUAAUCUCUUGGAAUCGCUGACUCACCUCAUCGCUACAAAAACACUUCAAAGGUUCUCUCAAAUAUCUGCAGUUCGUGUGAAGCUUGGGAAGCCUCAUGUAUCUAUUCAAGGUCCCCUUGAUUACUUAGGGGUCGAGAUUUUCAGGUUCAGAGGUGUUGAUGUCUAAUGCUGAGCCUUGCACUCGGAAUACUUUGGGAUUCUUCAAUCUCUCUUUUCCUUUGUUGAAUUUUUGGGUGGUCUUUGAACUGAUUGGUAUCAUCUUUGUUGUCCUGCGAGUUCUGGUUAUCUUUGAACUGGUGUAUACAAAUCAAACUGUUUUUUUUUUUUGGCUUCUUUCUUUCUCCAA